Molecule: messenger RNA, 594 nt
Organism: Drosophila montana
Lineage: Eukaryota; Metazoa; Arthropoda; Insecta; Diptera; Drosophilidae
Exons: 1
Coding region: 86-493 (135 amino acids)
Source: RefSeq, a predicted model, not a curated record
UUUAUUUAUUUUAGUAGUCGGCGCCAUAUUAACAACAUUCAAUGUAACUGUCAUUCGGAGUGAAGAGUUGAGCAACUGUUUUAGCAUGUUCCGAGUGCGAGUGCGCAACAUUGCCCAUCCGGGUAUACGGCAAUUCAUUUUGCGCACUGCCGUGCUUAACUACUUGGGAAAGUGCUUGCAAUUACAGUGGGACGACUGGCAGAAUCAGCGAAUGCAUUUGCGUACACUACAACACGAGGGAGCAAGGGCAUCCGAAUCGGUUGCUGAUGAUGCAGUAGUUGAUGCUGCUCGUGAAAAUCUGUCCCAGGCUAUCGAUGAACUGCGCAAGAAGGUUGCUGGCACACACAAGCUGCUGCAGCGCGAAUACAACGAGCUUUUUACGUACAUGAUGGACAAACGUGAUCUAUGGGACAGUCCCGAGUAUUUUAAGGCCAAGACGGCGCUGGGUACGGCCAAUCAUAAUUUGAGAAUGUACAUGACCGCUGAUAAGUGAACAGAAGCAGUUGCCAACAAUCAACAUAUCCAUUCUAUAAAUUAAAGUUUUAGCAAGAGGAUAACAAAGUUUUAACAAUAUGAACUAUUUGUAAAAAGGUA